Messenger RNA from Lutra lutra (Eurasian river otter), 3683 nucleotides. It is a transcript of the gene MATCAP1, whose product is annotated as microtubule associated tyrosine carboxypeptidase 1. The transcript has 8 exons. The record is from RefSeq and is a predicted model, not a curated record. Bases 1055 to 2470 code for a protein of 471 amino acids. NCBI's taxonomy places the organism in Eukaryota, Metazoa, Chordata, Mammalia, Carnivora, Mustelidae.
AGGGGGCGGGGAUGGAGGUAGAGACCCAGAGACCAGUGAGGAGUCCAGAAAAGUUGAGAAGAGUGAAGUCUGAGGCCUGAAAUCUUUUCAAACUGCUGGUCACUAGGCAGAGGGAAGAGAGGUGGGGUAGGGGAUCAGAAAUUGAUAGGGAAACAUAGUGCUUGAAAGGAAUGAUUCCAGUUCUGAGAAGGAGAAGGGCUCUUGGGUUCAUCUAUUUAUUGAGCAACUGCUCUGGAUCGGGUACUGUUCAGGGUUCUGGGGACACAGCUGUGAACAUUCAAAAGGAGAAAACAGAUAACUAACAAUGACAUAUACUGUACUUCAUGUGGUGAUAACUGCUUUAGAAACCAAUAAUAUGGAGAAGAGAAGAUUGUGGUGGGGAGGAAAGAGGAGGUUUACUAUUUUAAAGAGAGUGUGUUAGGGAGACUUGUCUGAUAACAUCUUUGUGAAGAAAUCUAAGGAAAAUGGGAGAGUGAGCCCUGUGGUUAUCUGGGGGGAAGCAUUCGAGAUAGGAGACAUAUUCAGUUUGAGAUGCCUGUUGUACAUUCAAGUAAAGAUGUUGAACUGAGAUCUGGCAACACCGGCUGGAGGUUUAUAGAAGUCUGGAGUGGUGUACUUAAAACCAUGAAAUUGGAUGAGAUCACCCUGGGAGUAAGCAUAAAAGAAAGAGAGAAGUUUCUAUAGGAAUUUCCAAGUCUUGAGGCAUUACAAUUUUAAAAGAUCAGGAAGACAGGAAUGAUGAGCGAGAAAGACCAAGAACUAACAGCCAAUGAGGCAAAGGAGUUCAGAAUCUGGAGCCUUCACAGUCAGUCUCUGGGGAGAGACUGGAUUGUUCUGAGCCCAGUACAAGGGGUGAACGUGCCAACACCGGCCGUGGAUGACCAUUAGAAAGAGGCCUCUGAUAGGAGACAGAUCAAGGAUUGGCUUGAAUUUGCUGAAGUCUCCCUCUGCUCCCCACAAAGCUAAUUCUAACUGGGAUUUGAACAUAUGACCCAGAGAAGUCGACAGUGUGGGGAGUUGGAGUGACCCGGCUGGAUGUGACCCCCAGGACAGAAUGGUGCUGGACUCAGGGGCUCAGGUGUAUGAACAGGCACCCCCCAGCCCACCAGCCAGUCCCUCAUCCUUGGGCCAUAGACUGAAGCCCUCAGACCGAGAUGGGACACUGCUGUACCCCUGGCCUCAGUCCCUGGCCUUGCCCCUGGCUCUGUCAAUCCCCUCAGCCCUGCGGCCCCGGCCUGAGCUGCAGCCCUACUCAGAGCUGCACUUGGGCCUCCGUGGCCACAUGCGUCGCAGUGAGAGCACCUAUACUGUAAAUAGUACUGGCCGGCGGGGGGGUGGCACCCAGGGUCGGGCCCCACCUGGACGGGGACGGGACCCAGGUGGGGGAACCCUGCGGCCUGCAGCCUCCCUGCCUCACAUUGCUAAGACUCGAAAGGAUGCAGGCCGUGGUGCCAGCAAGAGCCCUUGCAUGUUGGUGGCCUUGAGGCCAACCAAUAUGGACCGAGAGCGGGACAAGUUCUUCCAGUCCCACUACACCUACAACCCACAGUUCGAGUACCAGGAGCCCAUGCCCACGGCUGUGCUGGAGAAGUACUGUGAGGCUUCUGGACAGUUCAUCCAUCAGGCAGUUGGCAUCAUUGAGGCUGUCCUGGAGAAGUUUGGUACCUAUGAACACUUCGAAGCUGCAACGGGGGGCCAGCUGCUGACCAAGUGCCAGAUCUGGUCCAUUGUUCGCAAAUACAUGCAGAAGGAGGGCUGCGUUGGGGAGGUUGUGGUGCAGCUGAGUGAAGACCUGCUGUCCCAGGCAGUGAUGAUGGUGGAGAAUAGCCGACCAACACUGGCCAUCAACCUGACGGGAGCCCGCCAGUACUGGCUGGAGGGCAUGCUGCGGCACGAGAUAGGCACUCACUACCUGCGGGGCGUGAACAACGCGCGGCAGCCGUGGCACAGCGCCGAGGGCCGGCUGCAGUACGGACUGCGGCCAGCGAACCCCACGGAGGAGGGCUUGGCCAGCCUGCACAGCGUGUUGUUCCGCAAGCAGCCCUUCCUGUGGCGCGCCGCCCUGCUGUACUACACCAUCCACCGCGCCUCGCGCAUGUCCUUCCGCCAGCUCUUCCAGGACCUGGCGCGCUACGUGCAGGACGCUGACGUGCGCUGGGAAUACUGCGUGCGCGCCAAGCGCGGCCAGACUGACACCUCGCUGCCCGGCUGCUUCAGCAAGGAUCAGGUGUACCUGGACGGCAUCGUGCGCAUUCUGCGGCACCGCCAGACCAUCGAUUUCCCGCUGCUGACCUCACUGGGCAAGGUGUCCUAUGAGGAUGUAGACCACCUGCGACCCCAUGGGGUGCUGGACAAUACCCGGGUGCCCCACUUCAUGCAAGACUUGGCACGCUACCGGCAACAGCUGGAGCACAUCAUGGCCACUAACCGGCUGGAUGAGGCAGAACUGGGCCGCCUGCUGCCUGACUGAGGCCGGCUGAGGGUUACAGCUGGAGGCCGUGGACAGAGGGCUCCAGAUCAGCUCUCAGAACAUGAGGAUGACUGUUCUGUGCUUCCAUGGCCUGGGUGUUUCUUGGCGAACUGGGAGGGCAGGAGCAUCCCAGGAGGUAGGAGUGGCAACAUCAGAGCCUUUGUGUCCUUCACUAGCCUCUCUGGGGCCUAGGGACUGGUAGUAGCAUGUCAAGCAAACUGAGUCUGCCCUCCUACGUCCAGCUCUCUGUUGAGCAGAGGGGAAGCCUGGGGGCAGGAGGGAGGCUGAGCAUGAUGGGGAUGGGGGGUGGUUUGGGAGUAGAAACUUGUUCUUGCAUGAGAUGGCUUUGGGUGUCUGCAUACUCCAGUGUCUCCCUUCCCCCACCUGGCCCCUCGGUGCUCCUUCAGCUUUCACGCUUUCUACCUCUCACUGGGUCCUGGUGGGGAUCUCCCUUCUCCUAGGGUGACGGCCUGAGCAUGAGGGUCUGGCUUUCACACAGGCUCAAGGGCCAGGGGUCCUGGUGGUAGAGACCCAGCUGGGCUGGGGUGUGCUUUCUGGCAUUUUGCCUCUCCCACUGCUCAUGUAUUUAUACCCUAUUUAUGUGCUCUGCUUCCUGGGGCUGGGAGGCAGCAGCUUCUGAAGGUGUGGUGGAGGGAACAGUGCUCCUCUGGAAGGCACCAACUGUUCCUAGCCCCACUCUCCUGUCUCUCUGUCUCUCUCUCUCUCACACACACACACACACACACACAGUCCUUUAGGCCUUGUGAGUCAAGUCCAAGAGCUCACUUGGCCUUGCCCCCAGCUCCCAGCCCCUCCAUUGGCCUGUGCUGUUCCUGUGUCUUUGCCCACACCCUCACAGCUGGCCUCUGGCCGAGGGUGGCAUAGGCUGGCAACAGCCACAUUUGAGACUGAGGGGCAGGCCCCUAGCUGUUGUCCCGUCUUGAGCCACCCCUCCCCCAGAUCAAGAUGGUGUAGAGGUGGUUGUUGCUUCUGGUUUCACCUCAGACUCAGCUGUGUGAUGCUGACGCAUUCCCACUCUCACCCUUGCCCUUGAUUUUCUCAUCUGUAAAACUCAGAAAUGCAACUGGAAAGUCCUUAUUCAUCUAGUCAGUGAAUGUGUGUAGAGCACCUUCUGUGUGCCAGUUACUGGUCAGAACCCUCCCUGAGUCCCCAGUCCAGAGAGAAGCCAGACAAUUAAAACAAUUACAAUGAA